AUGAUCAACAUUGCAGUAAUUGGAGCAGGGAUCAUUGGCUUGUCAACAGCUGUAAAUAUACAGAAUCGACUACCUAAUGCAACUGUUACUGUUAUAGCAGAUAAAUUUGAGAAAGACACUACAAGUUAUGGUGCUGGAGGAUUAAUACGACCUACCUAUCGCCAUAUAAAAGGUGACAAGGUAGUUUUAAAGCGAUGGUGUAAUGCAUCAUGGGAGUAUUUUUCUGGUUUAAGUAAAGGUGGUAGAAGUAGUGAAUCAGGCGUAUUUCAUCUUGGAGGUUAUGUUGUUAGUGAGCAAGAACAGAAUGAUGAGCUAUGUGAUUCUACUGUGUUAAAUGUAAGAGAGUUGUCAGAAGAAGAAAAACGAAGAAAAGGCUUCAAUCAAGCACACAGUUAUUUUUUUUCUACAUUGGGAAUUUCACCACCUAAAUAUUUAACCUUCUUGAUGAAAGAAUUUCGUGAGAAAGGUGGAACAGUUAUUUUUCAAACUGUUGUUUCUUUAAAGGAGUUUGUUGGUAAAUAUGAUAUUGUUGUUACAUGUUGUGGAUUAAGAGCGAAAGAGUUAUUGAAUGAUGAUGGAAUAUUUCCAGUUCAAGGUCAUACUGUUAGAGUCUUUGCCCCAUGGUUAAAACAAUGGUAUAUGAAUACAGAUACAGAUACAUAUUUAAUACCUCAUAAGUUUACAUUUAAUACCUCAGUAAUUAUACUUUCCAUACUCAGUAAAUUUACAUUUUAUACCUCAGUAAGUUUACAUUUAAUACUAAGAUUCAAUGGAGAAGUUGUAUUAGGUGGUUGCAGAAAAAAGGGUGAUUAUAGUCUCGAUAUUGAUGAAGAUUUGUGUAACGACAUUAUGCGUAGAUGUGAAGAACUUUGCCCAGAAAUUAAGGGUGCCAAAGUUGUACGUAAUUGGGUAGGAUUAAGACCUACAAGAGAACCAGUAAGAAUAGAGAAAGAACUCAAAAAUUUUGAUGGAAAAAAGUUAAAGGUGGUACAUAAUUAUGGACAUGGAGCCAAUGGUAUAUCAUUAAGUUGGGGAACAGCAGUUGAUGCAGCUCAACUAGUUUAUGAUUGGGCAAAUGAUAUGCAGUUUACAUCUAAACUCUAA
Molecule: messenger RNA, 1104 nt
Organism: Lottia gigantea (owl limpet)
Lineage: Eukaryota; Metazoa; Mollusca; Gastropoda; Lottiidae
Exons: 11
Coding region: 1-1104 (367 amino acids)
Molecular function (GO): FAD binding; D-amino-acid oxidase activity
Source: RefSeq, a predicted model, not a curated record